CAGGUGACAAUAGGACGGAUGCGCACGCCCACACCGCCCAGCGGCGCGGAGAACCUGGCUCUAGACGCGCUUAGUCGGUACCCGGAGAUGCGUGGGUUGCUGUGGACACGCGCCGCGAGGCCAAGCAGAUAAGCGCGCGUGGUCCCACACUACUUAGACGCGUCUUGGUCGCGGCGACUUUCUUGGACGGUUUCCCCACAUCCAGACUCACGAACGUCUGGUGGCGAUUCGACAAGCUUCCGAACCUGACACCCGUCAUCUUCCUCAUGGCGUUCAGGUGCAGCGAGGCUAGCGAGUAAGCCUCAGGAUGGUGGGUCGGUGCUGUUCAAAAUGUCCUAGGGUACGCCAUCGGGCUGCGGGCGCCGACAUCGGCGUUCACCCCGCUGUGCCGAUGACCCAGCCCGCCUGGCCGAGCCAGGCAGUGGAACGACUUGUCGGGCCCGGAGGACACACGUCGCACGAGCACGAGCACAAGCACAUGAGCAGACGCCCAUGCGCGCCGAAGCUUCCUCCGCCACGGCACCGUUUGAGUGUGGCGGCAACUGGAGAGGGGAUGAAUGAGUCCCGUGUGUCAGCCACAUUAUGCCUAUUAUCAAGGGCUGAGCAGCGGUGUCAGUCUGCUGCAACAAACCCAUUUGCCCACCAUCGUGCCACACUGCCACUGCAUCCGAUCUACCCGCUGCGUGACGUCGGUAUGUUGAGCCGGCGCUGCUCGUUUAUAGGGAGUCGGGCCGUCGCCGCCUUCGUUACGUCGCGCAGUGCCCAGCGUCGGCGGCCAUUCGCAAGGAGGCCGUAUCGCUGAGGCAGGCGCUGACGUUUGUGCGUUGGGGAUCGGGUUUGAGCGAUGCGGGCGGGUUAAGAGGUCUGUGUGGGCCGUCGGUGGCACGGGGUAAGG
Messenger RNA from Cutaneotrichosporon oleaginosum, 895 nucleotides. RefSeq lists its product as uncharacterized. Lineage: Eukaryota; Fungi; Basidiomycota; Tremellomycetes; Trichosporonales; Trichosporonaceae. The record is from RefSeq and is a predicted model, not a curated record.